Messenger RNA from Phaeoacremonium minimum UCRPA7, 450 nucleotides. Its product is annotated as putative ncs1 nucleoside transporter family protein. Gene Ontology annotation, molecular function: nucleobase transmembrane transporter activity. Lineage: Eukaryota; Fungi; Ascomycota; Sordariomycetes; Togniniales; Togniniaceae. Bases 1 to 450 code for a protein of 149 amino acids. The record is from RefSeq and is a predicted model, not a curated record. The transcript has 2 exons. Gene Ontology annotation, cellular component: plasma membrane. Gene Ontology annotation, biological process: transmembrane transport; nucleobase transport.
AUGGUUGCGAGCUACCUCGUAGUCAACUCAAGGAAGGUCAACAUUGAUGACCUCUAUCACGGCGAUCGAUCCAGUAUCUACUGGUUUACGGCCGGUAUCAAUUGGCGAGCGGCUGUUGCGUGGAUUGUUGGCUUCGCACCAUUGAUGUCUGGCUUUAUAGCAGCGGUCAACACUUCAGCUGUUGUAUCCUCCGGCGCAACAGAGCUUUAUUAUCUCAGCUAUCUUUACGGUUUCUGCGCGAGUGGUCUUGUUUUCGUUGCUCUUCACAAAAUAUUCCCGGCACGUUCUUUGGACAAUUUCGUCAAGAACGGCGUGUCUGCCGAAGAAACGAGACAUUAUUACAGGACAAAGUGGGACAAUAUAGGCUACGAGAACCAGGGGCCCAUGGGUGAUAACAAGAUAGACGAAACCAUCACGGUGAAUGAUGCCAGUGCCGUCGAUCGAGUCUAG